GUCUAGGUUUCGUUGGCAACCCUUCAACUGUUCUCCGAGAUAUUCGGCUUCAAUUACGGAACUCGCUUUAGGCUCCUCUUGACCGAGUCUCUUAAGGUGUUAGCUCACUUUCUGUCGUGACCUCUGCUAUGAUGUCUCCCAGGUCCAGUCGUCAGCUCGGCUUUCAGCUCCCUUUGUUAUGAUGGGCUUAUCGCAACCCACAUGCUAGCUCACGCUUAUCGGUACCUCACCUGAGGGUCAUAUUCGGGUCCAACAUCCACUUGGAUAUAUAUUCAAGUUAAAAAAACGAACUUAGCUGCAUUCAGAUGAUUCAUCUGGAUGCAUGGACAAAAUGAAAAAACGAACAACAUUUAGAUGAAGCAUCCGGAUAAGAUAUCUAAAUGGAUCAUCUGAAUGCAUCUUUCAAAUGUACAAACGAAGAAGGCCUAAAAGUAUUCCAAAAAAACACAUUAAAGAAAAUGGCCAUAAAAGUAAAAAAAGGAGAAUAUGGAAAUAAUAAAUGUCAUGACUUAUAUAUUUCCUAAGAAACGGCAUUCUUCCCUACUUUAACAUUUUGACUCUAAUCUCUUUGUCUCCACGAUUCACAUCACAGUUAAAAGAAGAAAGAAAAUCUAUCUCUAGUAUCUCUCUCUUUUGGUGUGAUUAUUACAGAGGGAGAGAGAUGGAGAAACGAACAAGAAGAGUAAAGUUCACGGAACAUUGUACGGUCAAACCCGUGCCAGCUAAACCAUCCAACGGCUCUCCGAGAGUGGUCCGAAUCGCCUUCACUGACCCUUUCGCCACUGUCUCAUCUAGCGACGAAGAAAACGACAAGGUUUGUCCGACUCCGAGAGUGAAACGUUACGUUGAGGAGAUCAGAUUCGGCGAGACCAAACCCUCCUCCUCAAAGCCGGCGAGGAAAGCUAGAUGCAAGCCGGAGAGAGGUGGCGGCGAGAGAAAGGCUGACGUGUCGGAUCCAAGAAAGUACAGAGGCGUGAGGCAGAGACGGUGGGGAUCCUUCGCGGCGGAGAUAAGGGAUUCUUCGACACGCAUUCGGAUUUGGUCAGGGACUUUCGCUACGGCGGAGGAUCGAGCCGCGAUUCGACUCAAAGGUCACAACGCUCUGACGAAUUUUCUGACUCCUCCUCCUUCGCCGGGGGAAACGCCGCCGGUUAUCGAUAUGAAAACGGUUACCGGAUGCGAUUCGGGGAGCCAGAGCCUCUGUUCUCCGACGUCUGUUCUUCGAAUCAAUGUCAAAAGAGAAACAGAGUAUAGAACGGAGCUGGAGACGGAACCGAUCGAUCUGGCGGCGGAGGUGAAGCCGAGUAGCAGAGAGUAUUUCUGGGAUUCCGAGUUUCCUCCGGAGCCGUUGUUUAUGGAUGGAAUCGAAAUCCAUAAACUUUCCGAACCGGAGGAUUUCUCGUUCAAUUUGAAUGAAGAUUUCGAUGCAACUCCAUGUGAAGUCGACGAUUUUUUCGAGCCUGAUUAAUUUUUUAAAAUUUUGAUUUUUACUGGUUCUGAGAUUUUUGUGACGAUAUUGGCGGGGAUGCAUCUAGACCGUAUGCUUGCUUUUUUUCGUUUAUUGACGUAGACGGUUCUGAUAGGCUAGACGCUGAAGCGCAAGAAUUGCUUCGUUUAUAAUUUUAAUGGUGUUUCAAGAAGUAAGUACUUUAGUUAAGAUAAAAAUGUCAGUGUCUGUUAAGGUUUUUGGCCCAACAUUUUCGUUAUUCGCUUGUCUUAA
Brassica napus (rape) is the source of this 1720-nucleotide messenger RNA. Its product is annotated as ethylene-responsive transcription factor CRF6. Gene Ontology annotation, molecular function: DNA-binding transcription factor activity; DNA binding. Gene Ontology annotation, biological process: regulation of DNA-templated transcription. The record is from RefSeq and is a predicted model, not a curated record. NCBI's taxonomy places the organism in Eukaryota, Viridiplantae, Streptophyta, Magnoliopsida, Brassicales, Brassicaceae.